CCUGAAGCAAGACUGACACGUAUUUAAUCGUCAAAAGACCGACAGAUUACUGAGUUUCAGACUCAGGGAUGACAGGAGAGGCUGACAAAUUCGAGGAUCAAGAGUUCGAUACCGGUCCUCUUUCGGUACUCACCCAGAGCGUCAAGACAAAUUCCCAGGUUUUGAUCAACUGCAGAAACAAUAGAAAGCUGCUCGGACAAAUCAAAGCCUUUGAUCGUCACUGCAACAUGGUGCUCGAGAACGUAAAGGAGUACUGGUUGGAAGUAUCCAAGACGGGUAAAGGUGUCAAAAGAACAACCCCCAUUCACAAAGAGCGUUUCAUCAGCAAGAUGUUCUUGCGCGGGGAUUCGGUGAUUCUGGUGCUUCGAAACCCAAAGUAGAAAUAUAUGGAUAUUCGUGUUUUAGUUGUUGCUCUAACAACUUAUCUUUGAUUCGGAGGAAAAAAGUGUGGGGUUGUCGCCUUUCGCUCGCACAUGUACCACGUUUUCUGCUGCUCCCUAAAGUUCCUUCAUUUUGUUUUGACUCAGUGUUAUUAAUAUUCAUCCUUUACUGAAAUACGAAACAUGAUUUCUAAAGAAAGUCCCUGCUGGCUCUUGACUUAACUGCGAGUAGCCAAUACCAAUCUAUCUCGCUGUAUCAGAGCAGACCUACACACACACACAUGCGCGCACAUUAUAUAUUAGUCUAUGAUCAUACAUACUAUAUGAUACGAAGGUAUGGCAUCAUAUUAUGACAUAUCUACAUCACUGCUACGAAGGUACGUACAUCGUACACGUGGUGUACAUGUCCACUACACGUACACGUGCAACUCACGUGCAUCUUGUAUUGUACCUUCGUGUUUUAUGAAGGUGAUGAAAUACCUUUGUAUGAAAAUAGACUACGUGUACGAAGGUACUACGUAAUUCAGGGCUUAAAGGGCGUAGUACAGUACGUGUACUCUGUCGCAUCAAGGCUAAUUCAGGGCUUAAAGGGCGUAGUACUUCCCUAUUUGAUAAGUGAUUUGUAUAUUUUUAGGGUUUUUAUUACAAACCAAAAAAAUGUAAA
Molecule: messenger RNA, 1044 nt
Organism: Micromonas pusilla CCMP1545
Lineage: Eukaryota; Viridiplantae; Chlorophyta; Mamiellophyceae; Mamiellales; Mamiellaceae
Gene: SNRPD2
Product: small nuclear ribonucleoprotein sm D2
Exons: 2
Coding region: 69-380 (103 amino acids)
Biological process (GO): RNA splicing; spliceosomal snRNP assembly
Cellular component (GO): catalytic step 2 spliceosome; U4/U6 x U5 tri-snRNP complex; U1 snRNP
Molecular function (GO): RNA binding
Source: RefSeq, a predicted model, not a curated record